Messenger RNA from Sebastes umbrosus (honeycomb rockfish), 2795 nucleotides. RefSeq names its product fatty acyl-CoA reductase 1. The record is from RefSeq and is a predicted model, not a curated record. Gene Ontology annotation, molecular function: alcohol-forming very long-chain fatty acyl-CoA reductase (NADP+) activity. The transcript is spliced from 13 exons. Gene Ontology annotation, biological process: long-chain fatty-acyl-CoA metabolic process. Gene Ontology annotation, cellular component: peroxisome. Bases 234 to 1913 code for a protein of 559 amino acids. NCBI's taxonomy places the organism in Eukaryota, Metazoa, Chordata, Actinopteri, Perciformes, Sebastidae.
CGCUCAGCCCACUCUCUCUCUCUCCUCCACAUUAGUGAGGCUGUUCAGUGGAGCUGCUGUUAGUCUGUCAGACACACACAGGCAGGCAGGCGGUCUGCGGAGCCGUGUGGAAGUAUACAUCCCAGCAGCCAGAGCCCAGGGGCGGCCGGUGGGAGGAGGCAGAGAGAGAGUCACCGCACAGCCUCUUUGACAGCCGCGAGAGGAGGAGAGAAGGAGCCGCCCGCACCGGACUCAUGUCUACGGAGCUGUCUGAAGACCUGGACGGGUUAGGAGAGCAGGCGACAGACGGAUCGACCAAACUCACAGACAUCUGCAGUGGCACAGCGGGCAGCAGCAUGGCGUCCAUACCGGAGUACUACGCCGGCAAGAACGUGCUGAUCACGGGAGCCACGGGCUUCAUGGGAAAAGUGCUGGUGGAGAAGCUGCUGAGGUCCUGCCCCGAUGUCAAAGCCCUCUACCUCCUGGUCAGACCCAAAGCCGGCCAGUCCAUGCAGGAAAGGGUCAGCGACAUGAUGAUGUGCAAGCUUUUCGACCGGGUGCGGGAGGACAACCCCGACUUCCACCAGAAGAUCAUCCCCAUCAGCAGCGAGCUGACGCAGCCGGGCCUCGCCAUCAGCCCGGAGGAUGUCGAGAAGCUCUCCGCCUGCAUCAACGUCGUCUUCCACUGCGCCGCCACCAUCCGCUUCGACGAGCCGCUCAAACACGCCCUGCAGCUGAAUGUGAUCGCCACGCAGAAGAUCCUCAGCUUGGCCCAGCAGAUGCACCACCUCGAGGCCUUCAUUCACAUCUCCACCGCCUAUGCAAACUGCAACCGCAAGUACAUCGACGAGGUCAUUUACCCACCACCCGUCGAGCCCAAGAAACUCAUCGAGUCUCUCGAGUGGAUGGAUGACGGCAUCGUGCGCGACAUCACGCCGCGGCUCAUCGGCGACAGGCCCAACACGUACACCUACACUAAAGCCCUGGCCGAGUACGUGGUGCAGCAGGAGCAGGACAAGCUCAACAUCGCCAUCGUCAGACCCUCCAUAGUAGGAGCCAGCUGGCAGGAGCCGUUCCCCGGUUGGAUCGACAACUUCAACGGGCCUAGUGGCGUCUUUAUAGCUGCCGGAAAGGGGAUCUUGCGCACCAUGAGAGCCAACAACGACGCCGUGGCUGACCUGAUCCCCGUGGACGUGGUCGUCAACCUCACCCUGGCUGCUGGCUGGUACACCGCUGUACACAGAAGGAAAACAGGAAAACAGAAAAAUGAAAGACCUAAAACAGCUCUGGUGUACAACUGCACGACCGGCGGCAUCAACCCAUUCCACUGGGGAGAGAUCGAGCAUCAUGUGAUGACGUCCUUCAAGAGGAACCCGCUGGAUCAGGCGUUCCGCCGGCCCAACGCCAACAUCACCUCCAACUACCUGAUCAACCAGUACUGGAUCCUAGUCAGCCACAAGUUCCCGGCCCUCAUCUACGACCUCGUCCUGCGUCUCUCCGGACAAAAGCCGCAGAUGAUGCGCAUCUUCAAUCGGCUCCACAAGGCCAUCGGCCUGCUGGAGUAUUUCAGCAGUCAGGACUGGGAGUGGAACUCUGAGAACAUGAGCAUGCUGAUGAACCAGCUGACCCCGGAGGACAGGAAGACAUUUAACUUUGAUGUGCGCCAGCUGAACUGGCCCGAGUACAUCGAGAACUAUUGCCUCGGCACCAAGAAGUACGUCCUGAAUGAAGACAUGUCUGACAUUCCUGCUGCCAGGCAGCAUCUGAGGAAACUGAGGAACAUCCGCUACACCUUCAACACCCUGCUGGUCGUUUUCAUCUGGAGGGUGUUUAUCGCCCGCUCCCAGAUGGCCAGAAACAUCUGGUACUUUGUGGUCAGCCUCUGUUUCAAGUUCCUCUCCUACUUCCGCGCAUCCAGCACCAUAACCAACUGAGUCUUCCUCCCUUCCGCCUCAAACCAGAGACAGCAGCAGCCCUCGCCUUUUUAGCUGUAACAUCUGAGACUCUGACCGUCCACGCAGGACACUCUAAAUCCUCCUUUUUGUGUGGAUUAGCUGGGGGCUCUCUACAGGAGGGAGGCUGCAGUUGUGUGAAGCACUGGGAAGGGAAGAAAAGAGGUCUACUAGCCAUGAAUUAUUUGUUUAGUUUGGAAAUCUGUCACUGUUCAGUCACCAGACACCCCGUCCAAAAACAAAGUGUUGUCAUUAAUUUUGUACCUACCGUUUUCUUCUCAACGUGGCCAAUUAUAUAUGCAACAAUAAGCCUUUUGUGUGACUUUCUUUCCCUGUUUCCAUCCUCUUGAAUCUCGGUACAUUGCCUUGCCUUGUGAUGAUUUUUUUUUCAUACUUGAAAUAUGGCAGUGCUUCACUGGAGAAUGAUUUCUAUAAGAUUAUUUUGUUUUUUUACUGUGGGGAUAUCCAACUCCUCUCUUUAAUACGCAGGUGAUUUGGAUAUCUGUAUGUCUUGCAUUACGUGUAUCUACUGCCUUUUUAAGAUUACACCCAAAAUCUACCUGGUGGUUGUCCGUCUCAAGGCCAAACCACAGAUUGAAGCUAAAUUCUGACCACACAAGACAACAGUAUCACUAUAUAUACGGAAACAUACAGAUCCGCCAUCGUUCCUUCUGUCGAGGUUAUCUACUAUCACAAACUAUAAUGUCUUUGAACGUGUUUGUUUGAAUGCUCAUCCACUUUUUGCCUGUUUGUACAGCAGUUUGUACUGAAACUAAGUUUACUACUUUUACAUCUUUAUACUUGCGUCAAAGGCUAGUCUGAUAUUUGUGGUAGACCUUGGCAGUGUAUUAUAUAUAAAUAAGA